Balaenoptera ricei (Rice's whale) is the source of this 4005-nucleotide messenger RNA. It is a transcript of the gene GRIN2D, whose product is annotated as glutamate ionotropic receptor NMDA type subunit 2D. The transcript is spliced from 12 exons. Gene Ontology annotation, molecular function: NMDA glutamate receptor activity; transmitter-gated monoatomic ion channel activity involved in regulation of postsynaptic membrane potential. NCBI's taxonomy places the organism in Eukaryota, Metazoa, Chordata, Mammalia, Artiodactyla, Balaenopteridae. Gene Ontology annotation, biological process: synaptic transmission, glutamatergic; monoatomic ion transport; long-term synaptic potentiation. The coding region runs from base 1 to 4005 and encodes 1334 amino acids. Gene Ontology annotation, cellular component: NMDA selective glutamate receptor complex; plasma membrane; postsynaptic membrane. The record is from RefSeq and is a predicted model, not a curated record.
AUGCGCGGCGCCGGUGGCCCCCGCGGCCCUCGGGGCCCCGCUAAGAUGCUGCUGCUGCUGGCGCUGGCCUGCGCCAGCCCGUUCCCGGAGGAGGUGCCGGGGCCGGGCGGGGCCGGCGGGCCUGGCGGGGGCCCCGGCGGGGCGCGACCUCUCAACGUGGCGCUCGUGUUCUCGGGGCCCGCGUACGCGACCGAGGCAGCGCGACUGGGCCCGGCCGUGGCGGCGGCCGUGCGCAGCCCGGGCCUGGACGUGCGGCCGGUGGCGCUGGUGCUCAACGGCUCGGACCCACGCAGCCUCGUGCUGCAGCUCUGCGACCUGCUGUCGGGGCUGAGGGUGCACGGCGUCGUCUUCGAGGACGACUCGCGCGCGCCCGCCGUCGCGCCCAUCCUUGACUUCCUGUCGGCGCAGACCUCGCUGCCCAUCGUGGCCGUGCACGGCGGCGCCGCGCUCGUGCUCACGCCCAAGGAGAAGGGUUCCACCUUCCUGCAGCUGGGCUCGUCCACAGAGCAGCAGCUUCAGGUCAUCUUCGAGGUGCUGGAGGAAUACGACUGGACGUCUUUUGUAGCUGUGACCACACGUGCCCCCGGCCACCGGGCCUUCCUGUCCUAUAUUGAGGUGCUGACUGAUGGCAGCCUGGUGGGCUGGGAGCACCGCGGGGCAUUGACGCUGGACCCCGGGGCUGGCGAGGCCGUGCUGGGCGCCCAGCUCCGUAGUGUCAGUGCGCAGAUCCGCCUGCUCUUCUGUGCCCGUGAGGAGGCCGAGCCUGUGUUCCGGGCAGCCGAGGAGGCUGGCCUCACUGGGCCCGGCUACGUCUGGUUCAUGGUGGGGCCCCAGCUGGCUGGAGGCGGGGGCUCGGGCACCCCUGGGGAGCCCCUUCUUCUGCCAGGAGGCGCCCCACUGCCUGCCGGGCUGUUUGCAGUGCGCUCGGCAGGCUGGAGGGAUGAUCUGGCCCGGCGUGUGGCAGCUGGCGUGGCCGUAGUGGCCAGAGGUGCCCAGGCCCUGCUGCGUGACUAUGGCUUCCUGCCUGAACUUGGCCAUGACUGUCGCGCCCAAAACCGCACCCACCGAGGGGAGAGUCUACACAGGUACUUCAUGAACAUUACCUGGGAUAACCGGGAUUACUCCUUCAAUGAGGAUGGCUUCCUGGUGAACCCCUCCCUGGUGGUCAUCUCCCUCACCCGAGACAGGACGUGGGAGGUGGUGGGCAGCUGGGAGCAGCAGACUCUCCGCCUCAAGUACCCGCUGUGGUCCCGCUACGGCCGCUUCCUGCAGCCAGUGGAUGACACGCAGCACCUCACCGUGGCCACGCUGGAAGAGAGGCCUUUCGUCAUUGUGGAGCCCGCCGACCCCAUCAGUGGCACUUGCAUCCGAGACUCCGUCCCCUGCCGGAGCCAGCUCAACCGCACCCACAGCCCUCCGCCGGACGCCCCCCGCCCAGAAAAGCGGUGCUGCAAGGGCUUCUGCAUCGACAUUCUGAAGCGGCUGGCGCAGACCAUCGGCUUCAGCUAUGACCUCUACCUGGUCACCAACGGCAAGCACGGCAAAAAGAUUGAUGGUGUCUGGAACGGCAUGAUCGGGGAGGUGUUCUACCAGCGCGCGGACAUGGCCAUUGGCUCCCUCACCAUCAACGAGGAGCGGUCCGAGAUAGUGGAUUUCUCCGUCCCCUUCGUGGAGACAGGCAUCAGCGUUAUGGUGGCGCGUAGCAAUGGCACUGUGUCCCCCUCGGCCUUUCUCGAGCCAUACAGCCCUGCCGUGUGGGUGAUGAUGUUCGUCAUGUGCCUCACUGUGGUCGCCGUCACUGUUUUCAUCUUUGAGUACCUCAGUCCCGUCGGCUACAACCGCAGCCUGGCCACGGGCAAACGCCCUGGCGGCUCAACUUUCACCAUUGGGAAAUCCAUCUGGCUGCUCUGGGCCCUGGUGUUCAAUAACUCGGUGCCCGUGGAGAACCCCCGGGGGACCACCAGCAAAAUCAUGGUGCUGGUGUGGGCUUUCUUCGCCGUCAUCUUCCUCGCCAGCUACACAGCCAACCUGGCCGCCUUCAUGAUCCAGGAGGAGUAUGUGGAUACCGUGUCUGGGCUCAGUGACCGAAAGUUCCAGCGGCCCCAGGAGCAGUACCCGCCCCUGAAGUUUGGGACGGUGCCCAACGGGUCCACAGAGAAGAACAUCCGCAGCAACUACCCCGACAUGCACAGUUACAUGGUGCGCUACAACCAGCCCCGCGUAGAGGAAGCGCUCACUCAGCUCAAGGCAGGGAAGCUGGACGCCUUCAUCUACGACGCGGCUGUGCUCAACUACAUGGCCCGCAAAGAUGAGGGCUGCAAGCUCGUCACCAUCGGCUCGGGCAAGGUCUUUGCCACCACAGGCUACGGCAUCGCUCUGCACAAGGGUUCCCGCUGGAAGCGGCCCAUCGACCUGGCACUUCUGCAGUUCCUGGGGGAUGAUGAGAUCGAGAUGCUGGAGCGGCUGUGGCUCUCGGGGAUCUGCCACAAUGACAAAAUCGAGGUGAUGAGCAGCAAGCUGGACAUCGACAACAUGGCGGGCGUCUUCUACAUGCUCCUGGUGGCCAUGGGCCUCUCCCUGCUGGUCUUCGCCUGGGAGCACCUGGUGUACUGGCGCCUGCGGCACUGCCUGGGGCCCACCCAUCGCAUGGAUUUCCUGCUGGCCUUCUCCAGGGGCAUGUACAGCUGCUGCAGCGCGGAGGCUGCCCCGCCGCCCGCCAAGCCCCCGCCGCCGCCGCAGCCGCUGCCCAGCCCGGUAUACCCGGCGGCGAGGCCCGCUCCCGGCCCCGCGCCCUUCAUGCCCCGCGACCGCGCCACUGUGGACCGCUGGCGCCGCGCCAAAGGUGCAGGGCCGCCGGGCGGCGCGAGCUUGGCCGACGGCUUCCACCGCUACUACGGCCCCAUCGAGCCGCAGGGCCUGGGCGUGGGCGAGGCGCGCGUCGCGCCCCGGGGCGCAACUGGGCGCCCGCUAUCGCCGCCGGCUACGCAGCCCCCGCAGAAGCCGCCGCCCUCCUACUUUGCCAUCGUGCGCGACAAAGAGCCGGCCGAGCCCCCCGCCGGCGCCUUCCCUGGCUUCCCGUCGCCGCCCGCGCCCCCGGCCGCCGCGGCCACAGCCGUCGGGCCGCCGCUCUGCCGCCUGGCCUUCGAGGACGAGAGCCCGCCGGCGCCCACGCGCUGGCCGCGCUCGGACCCCGAGAGCCAGCCCCUGUUGGGCCCCGGCGCGGGGGGCGCGGGCGGUGCGGGGGGCGCGGGCGGCGGAGUCCAGGCCGCGCCACCCCCGUGCCGCGCCGCGCCGCCCCCCUGUCCUUACCUUGACCUAGAGCCGUCGCCGUCGGACUCGGAGGACUCGGAGAGCCUGGGCGGCGCGUCGCUGGGCGGCCUGGAGCCCUGGUGGUUCGCCGACUUCCCCUACCCGUACGCCGAGCGUCUCGGGCCGCCGCCUGGCCGCUACUGGUCGGUCGACAAGCUCGGGGGCUGGCGCGCCGGCAGCUGGGACUACCUGCCCCCGCGCAGCGGCCCCGCCGCCUGGCACUGUCGCCACUGCGCCAGCCUGGAGCUGCUGCCGCCUCCGCGCCAUCUCAGCUGCUCACACGACGGCCUGGACGGCGGCUGGUGGGCGCCGCCGCCCCCGCCCUGGGCCGCGGGGCCCCCGCCCCGGCGCCGGGCCCGCUGCGGAUGCCCGCGGUCACAUCCUCACCGCCCACGGGCCUCGCACCGCGCGCCCGCAGCUGCCGCGCCGCACCACCACCGGCACCGGCGCGCCGCGGGGGGCUGGGACCUCCCGCCGCCCGCGCCCACCUCGCGAUCGCUCGAGGACCUCAGCUCGUGUCCCCGCGCCGCCCCCGCGCGCAGGCUCACCGGGCCCUCCCGCCACGCGCGCCGGUGCCCGCACGCCGCGCACUGGGGGCCGCCGCUGCCCGCUGCGCCCCACCGGAGACACCGGGGCGGGGACCUGGGUACCCGCCGGGGCUCGGCGCACUUUUCCAGCCUCGAGUCCGAGGUAUGA